UCCUCCUCUCUGCCUGCUCAGGGACACUYCGGGGCUGCACUCAGCUGGCCACAUUUCCUCUUUCUGAGCACACAGCGAGCAUCCCGCCCAGGGUCAGGUGGAGUGUCCCGUUGUGCAGUAGCCAAGAUGUGGCCGUCCCUGUCCCUCCUGUGCGUUCUGGUGGCCUUCGCCAACGCUCGCAGCGUCCCUUACUUCCCUCCCCUCUCUGAUGACCUGGUCAACCACAUAAACAAGCUCAACACCACCUGGAAGGCAGGGCACAAUUUCCACAAUGCUGACAUGAGCUAUGUGAAGAAGCUCUGUGGCACCUUCCUGGGUGGGCCCAAGCUCCCCGAGAGGGUGGAUUUCGCUGCGGACAUGGAGCUGCCYGACAACUUCGACUCGCGGACACAGUGGCCCAACUGCCCCACYAUCAGCGAGAUAAGGGACCAGGGCUCCUGUGGCUCCUGCUGGGCUUUUGGCGCCGUGGAAGCGAUUUCRGACCGGAUCUGUGUCCACACCAACGCCAAGGUCAGCGUGGAGGUCUCAGCUGAGGAUUUGCUGUCGUGCUGUGGCUUCGAGUGUGGCAUGGGGUGCAAUGGGGGGUACCCCGCCGGCGCCUGGAGGUACUGGACAGAGCGGGGCCUCGUGUCCGGGGGUCUCUACGACUCCCACGUGGGCUGCCGGCCCUACUCCAUCCCACCCUGCGAGCACCACGUCAAUGGCACCCGACCCCCCUGCACYGGGGAGGGAGGAGGAACCCCGAGAUGCAGCCGGCACUGCGAGCCCGGCUACUCACCCUCGUACAAGGAGGACAAACACUAUGGCAUCACAUCCUAUGGCGUCCCUCGCAGUGAGAAGGAGAUCAUGGCUGAGAUCUACAAGAACGGCCCGGUGGAGGGAGCCUUCAUCGUCUACGAGGAUUUCCUGAUGUACAAAUCUGGGGUCUACCAGCACGUGUCUGGGGAGCAGGUGGGAGGCCACGCCAUCCGGAUCCUGGGCUGGGGCGUGGAGAAUGACACUCCCUACUGGCUGGUGGCCAACUCCUGGAACACCGACUGGGGGGAGAACGGUUUCUUCAAAAUCCUGCGAGGAGAUGAUCACUGUGGCAUUGAGUCCGAGGUUGUGGCUGGCAUCCCCAGGACAGAGCAGUACUGGAAGAAGUUCUAACCACAAAUGAUCAAACCACAAAUAAUCCUGAGUCCCUGAUGCUUUUAACUGAUAGUGGGUUGGGUGCAGAGACCCCCCUUCUAAAAGAGACUAUAGUUCAGGUUACUUUAUUAAAGCUUUUUAUCUUUUUUUUUUCCAUUUUUGUUGUUUUGGGUUUUUAAAAAAUUUUUGGUUUUUUUGGUUUUUUUUUGUUUUUUUUUUAAUCAUAUGGUGGAGCUGGAGGUGGAACUGCUCUCUGCCAACCUCCUGCUCCUCCUGGUGGGUCACAUCAGGACAUUGGGGCAUUCCCUGCUCAGAGGACUGCUGGAGAGCUCGCUGCCCUCCUGGAAUUUGCUUAGCCUGGACCCCUUCCAGCCCAGUUUGCCCUUAGAAGGGCAGGGAACAGCAGCUUUGUGCUGGGAUUAGGGACUUGGUGGGGCAGCAGAAGUGCAGGAUGCUGCUGGAAAGCCAUGGCCAGGGGAAUUUGUUCCCCCACAGAUGGGUUGAGCUGACUGUCUGCACCUGAAACAAGCAGGGAAGGAAGCAUUUCCUGCGAGUGUGUGCCUUGAAUUGGCUAAAUUAGACKUGUUAAUGACAAAACCACUGAUGAACUUGAUGURGGGGUGGCUCUGGCYGGAGCUGCCUGCACCGAGUCCCUCRGGCAUUGCCUGCUCUGCUCCAUCCUUCUGGCUUUUCAAACCACUUCUUCCUCAGCUUUCACUGGCUUUAUCUGCUAUACUCUGGGGUUAUUGGUGCUGGGGAAUGGCCUGGCUGGAGCUCUGUGAGCCUCUGAUCAAAUAUCCUGCAAAAACCUGRGAAGGAGCUGGGAAGAGCAAAGCCUUUGUCUUCUAUGGCUGAGCAGCUUGGUGUGUGCAGGGCAAGGGUGCUGCACCCAAAUUUUGGGUGUUUUGGGGUGCUUUGGGGCUGAAUGCUGAGGGAUGGUUCCCAAAUCUGCUGCAGGGAGCUCCAGCAGAUGCUUGGAGGUGUCUCAUUAGCUGGCACACAGUUUGAGCUUUUUUUUUCUUAAGCCACAGGCGUUAACAAAGGUUAAAAAAACUUAUUUUUGUUACUGGGGGGAGGUGUAACAGGUUGUGUAUAGGAGGAAUCGUGAUUUGCCAACACUAAUAUAGCAAAGAGCUUUUUUUUUUUUUUAAUUUUAAAGCACAAAAGGCGUUACUGAGCUGAGGCUGCGGGUCUGGAACGUGAGAAGCAGGCUCUCCAUGCACUGUAAAAUAGCCCCCCUACCUCUGCUUGCUCCCACAGCGGGGAGGCAGAGCUGUGCUGUGUUUGGCUGGAACACCUGUGCCAAUAAAUGAUUUCUCCAGUG
Malurus melanocephalus (red-backed fairy wren) is the source of this 2455-nucleotide messenger RNA. It is a transcript of the gene CTSB, whose product is annotated as cathepsin B. NCBI's taxonomy places the organism in Eukaryota, Metazoa, Chordata, Aves, Passeriformes, Maluridae. The transcript has 10 exons. The coding region runs from base 127 to 1149 and encodes 340 amino acids. Gene Ontology annotation, biological process: regulation of catalytic activity. The record is from RefSeq and is a predicted model, not a curated record. Gene Ontology annotation, cellular component: lysosome. Gene Ontology annotation, molecular function: cysteine-type endopeptidase activity.